AAAGCUGGAGUCGCGAGCUGGCCGACCUGCAUGCUGUUCAUUACGGGAGAAUGUUGAUUUAAGACAUUUUGCUGAGAUUAACAUGGUUCCACGUCUACACCAAAUCCACAGAUACGAUUGAAAACUUUGGAUGAAUUUCAUCUUUCUUCUGCCAGUGACAUGGAUCUCGUACUUCCAUUUGGUUCUAGCUGUGCUGAAUCAAACCAGGUUGACCUGAGAGUGAUGGUGAAAGAAGAGGAUCUAAAAGAACAUAUAAAAGAGGAGGAAUAUGAUCAUAUGAUUUCAUGUCCAGAUGAAGAAGAAAAGCCCUUUGCAGAGUUUCACUGUAAAUCUGAAGCAGACGUCACAGAGUCACCAACGUCUACUUACGAUAAACUGCUACAGACGACGGUGAAGACUGAAGAGGAGGAGGAGGAGGAAGAGCAGGACGAGGAAGAAGACGAGAAGGAGGAGGAGGAGGAAGAACAGGAGGAGGAAGAAGAAGAAGAGGAGGAGGAGGAGGAGGAAGUGCAGGAGGAGGAAGAAGAAGAAGAGGAGGAGGAGGAGGAGGAAGAGGAGCAGCAUGACCAGCUGGAAAGUGUAUCAUCAGAACACCCACACCUAAGGCAACAGCAGAUCCAUGGACAGAAUGAUGAACUCAACCUGCAGCUGCAAGGAAGGCUGCACCACUGCACUCUGUGCAGGAAGAGCUUCACCACACUUUCUGAACUCGAGAAACAUCAGCAAACACACUGUCUUGGUAUGCUCAUGCAUACUAGAGAGAAGCCUUAUAAAUGUAUGCAGUGUGGAAAAGGAUAUACACAUCUUCCGAAUUUUAAACAUCACAUGCUUACACAUACUGGAGAGAAGCCUCAUAAAUGUACGCAGUGUGGAAAAACGUUUACAAAAUUAUCAGCUUGUAAAAGGCACAUGGUCAUACACACUGGAGAGAAGCAUAGAUGUGACCAGUGUGGAAAAGCUUUUUCACAAAUGUCAACUCUUACAAUUCAUUUACGAAUACACACUGGAGAGAAGCUUCAUGAAUGUACGCAGUGUGGAAAAACGUUUACAAAAUUAUCAGCUUGUAAAAGGCACAUGGUCAUACACACUGGAGAGAAGCCUCAUAGAUGUGACCAGUGUGGAAAAGCUUUUUCACAAAUGUCAGCUCUUAAAAUUCAUUUACGAAUACACACUGGAGAGAAGCCGCAUGAAUGUGCCCAGUGUGGAAAAACUUUUACACAACUCUCACAACUUGGAAUUCACAUGCGAAUACACACUGGAGAGAAGCCUCAUAGAUGUACCCAUUGUGAAAAAACUUUUACACAAAUGUCAGGUCUUAAAGCCCACAUGCGAAUCCACACUGGAGAAAAGCCUCAUGAAUGUGCCCAGUGUGGGAAAGCUUUUACAGACCGCUCAAGUCUUAAAAAACACAUGCUCGUACAUACUGGAGAGAAGCCUCACAAAUGUGAUCGAUGUGGAAAGCUUUUUUCACGAAGUUCAACGCUUAAAAUACAUAUUCUAAUACACACUGGAGAGAAACAUCAUAAAUGUGCCCAGUGUGGGGAAGCUUUUACAAAAUUGUCAGCUUGUAAAACGCACAUGCGUAUACAUACUGGAGAGAAGCCUCAUAGAUGUGACCAGUGUGGAAAAGCUUUUAAACAAAGGUCAGAUCUUAAAAGCCAUCUGCUAAUACACACUGGAGAGAAGCCUCAUAGAUGUGACCAGUGUGGAAAAGCUUUCAGACAAAAGUCAGGUCUUAAAAGCCAUUUACUAAUGCACACUGGAGAGAAACCUCAUGAAUGUGUCCAGUGUGGAAAAACUUUUUUAAAAAGCUCAACUCUGAAACAACACAUGCGAGUACACACAGGAGAGAAACCUUAUGAAUGUGCCCAGUGUGGAAAAGCUUUUAAACAAAUGUCAGGUCUUAAAACCCAUUUACAAUCCCACACUGGAGAGAAGCCUCAUAUAUGUGUCCAAUGUGGAAAAGGUUUUACACAAAGGUCAGAUCUUAAAAGCCAUUUACUAAUACACACUGGAGAGAAACCUCAUGUAUGUGCCCAAUGUGGAAAAGCUUUUGUGCAAAAGUCAGCUCUUAAUCAACAUAAAUUAAUGCACACGGGAGAGAAGCCUCACAAAUGUACCCAGUGUGGAGAAGCUUUUGCACACAGCUCAAGGCUUAAAUAUCACAUACUCAUACAUACUGGAAGUAAGCCUCAUACAUGUGCCGAGUGUGGAAAAACUUUUACACAACUGUCAAAUCUUAAAAGCCAUUUACUAGUACACACUAGAGAGAAACCUCAUAUAUGUGCCCAGUGUGGAAAAGCUUUUUCACGCAUGUCAGGUCUUAAAAGCCAUUUACUAAUACACACUGCAGAGACCACACUUCAUAAAUGUUCCCGGUGAGGAAAAUUUAUUUCACAAAUUUCGACUCGUUCUCAUGCACAGUAGAGAGAAGCCACGAAUAAAUACAGAAUUGUUUUUGAGAGAUUUUCCGGCAGAGAUUUUCCGACAGAGCCUCACCAAAAGACACUCCAAAA
Messenger RNA from Sardina pilchardus (European sardine), 2516 nucleotides. Its product is annotated as zinc finger protein 260-like. Gene Ontology annotation, molecular function: DNA-binding transcription factor activity, RNA polymerase II-specific; RNA polymerase II cis-regulatory region sequence-specific DNA binding. Gene Ontology annotation, biological process: regulation of DNA-templated transcription. The coding region runs from base 160 to 2382 and encodes 740 amino acids. NCBI's taxonomy places the organism in Eukaryota, Metazoa, Chordata, Actinopteri, Clupeiformes, Clupeidae. The record is from RefSeq and is a predicted model, not a curated record. The transcript has 3 exons.